CAUUUCCAAGUUUGAUGAACGAUGUUGUUUCCUUUAUGUCCAUGACAAUUCUGACGACUUUCAAAUCUACUUUUCUACAGAAAACCAAUGUCGUAGAUUCUGUGGGUUGGUGAAAGAAAUUUUAUCUGAUGCAGUUGGCAGUGCUUUGGAACUAGAAGGAGAAAUAGAUGGAGACUCAUUGGAGUAUGAAUAUGAUUAUGAUGAGAAUGGUGACAGAGUAGUUCUAGGCAAAGGUACUUAUGGAAUAGUUUAUGCUGGAAGAGACCUUAGCAAUCAGGUCCGAAUAGCCAUCAAAGAAAUACCUGAGAAAGACAGCAGGUAUUCUCAACCUCUUCAUGAAGAGAUAGCACUGCAUAAAUAUUUAAAGCAUCGAAACAUUGUCCAGUAUCUUGGAUCUGUUUCAGAAGAUGGACACAUUAAGAUCUUUAUGGAGCAGGUACCAGGAGGCAGCCUCUCAGCUCUUCUAAGAUCUAAGUGGGGCCCAAUGAAAGAACCUUCAAUUAAAUUUUACACCAAACAGAUUCUGGAAGGCCUUAAGUAUCUCCAUGAGAACCAGAUUGUACACAGAGAUAUAAAGGGCGAUAAUGUUUUGGUGAACACCUAUAGUGGCGUGGUAAAGAUAUCUGAUUUUGGUACUUCCAAACGGCUGGCAGGAAUCAAUCCAUGCACUGAAACAUUUACAGGAACCUUGCAGUACAUGGCUCCAGAAAUCAUCGAUAAAGGACCACGAGGAUACGGUGCACCAGCUGACAUCUGGUCACUAGGUUGUACCAUUAUUGAAAUGGUGACAGGCAAACCACCAUUUCAUGAACUAGGGGAGCCUCAAGCAGCAAUGUUUAAAGUUGGGAUGUUUAAGAUUCAUCCUGAAAUUCCAGAAUCAGUGUCGCCUGAAACAAGGGCCUUUAUUUUGCUCUGUUUUGAACCUGAUCCUAGUAAACGUGUUACAGCAUCUGAUUUGCUCAGGGAUUCCUUCCUGAAACAAGUAAACAAGAGCAAGAAAAGCAGAAUUGCAUUCAAGCCUUCAGAUUACAAUCGUAAUACAUCCCUCCCACUGCCAAUCCAUGGAGAACAGGCUGGCAGUAGCAGCAGUGAGCAUGGCUCUGUUUCGCCAGACUCUGAUGUACAGCAUGACAUGUUUUUCGAAAGGCCAAAGAGAUCCAUUUCAGAGAUUCAGACAAAGCAUCCUAUUUCCCAUUUACUAAGAGUGCCUGAUGAGGGCUCAGCCUUGGAUGACAGGAGCACCUCUCCUUCCCUUGAGGAUAAGGAUUCCGGUCUGUUUCUGCUGCGGAAGGACAGUGAACGCCGAGCAAUCCUAUAUAAAAUCCUUAAGGAAGAACAAAAUGAAGUUGCUUCCAAUUUGCAGGACUGUAUUGCACAGAGCUCUGAAGAACUGCAACUUUCAGUGGCCCACAUCAAGCAAAUUAUUGGGAUUUUAAGGGACUUCAUACGCUCUCCGGAGCAGAGAGUGAUGGCUUCUACCAUAUCGAAGUUAAAAAUGGAUUUGGACUUUGACAGCACUUCCAUCAAUCAGAUUCAUCUUGUGCUGUUUGGAUUUCAGGAUGCGGUGAACAAAGUAUUAAGAAAUCACUUAAUAAGGCCCCACUGGAUGUUUGCAAUGGAUAACAUAAUUCGCCGUGCAGUCCAAGCAGCAGUCACUAUUCUUAUACCAGAGCUUCGAGCUCACUUUGAGCCAGCAUCAGAAACUGAGGGAGGGGACAAAGACGGCAAUGAAGUAGAGGACAGUUUCCAGUCCACUGAACAAAACAGGGCUGAAGAUCCCGCCAUCACAUCAGGAGUCAGCACCCUUAGUUCUGUGGUGUCGCAUGAGGCUCAGCAGCAGCUUAGCCUGGAGUUAGGCAGACUUAAACAAGAGACCUUAAGGCUUUUGGAAAACCUCAUUCAGAAGGAGAAAGAGUAUCAGACCCUCUUAAGACAAUCUUUGGAGCGAAAAACUCAGGAAUUACGCUUGCUUCGAUUAAAAUUUAAACCCGAAGACUCCCAAUGGUCUGCAGCAACUUUUAGAGAGAAUGCAGACCCUGAGCUCAUGAACUGGCUGAAACAACAAGGAGCAGACUUGGAUACCAUUAAGCGGUUUGUUGAAGAAGAUUAUACACUAAGUGCUGUCCUUAAUGAUAUCACUAAAGAUGAUUUGCACUAUCUUCAACUGCGCGGUGGUCUUCUCUGCAGAAUUUGGAAUGCAAUAUUAAACCACCGACAAACAUCUGGUAAGACCUCAGAGCAGAAGGUUAAAGCUUCGGAAGGAGAACGUGAAAUGGGAAUAAGCAAGUGA
Molecule: messenger RNA, 2290 nt
Organism: Cariama cristata (Red-legged seriema)
Lineage: Eukaryota; Metazoa; Chordata; Aves; Cariamiformes; Cariamidae
Gene: MAP3K15
Product: mitogen-activated protein kinase kinase kinase 15
Exons: 17
Biological process (GO): protein phosphorylation; MAPK cascade; cellular response to stress
Molecular function (GO): ATP binding; MAP kinase kinase kinase activity
Source: RefSeq, a predicted model, not a curated record